This is a messenger RNA of Fusarium coffeatum, 3195 nucleotides long. RefSeq lists its product as uncharacterized. Gene Ontology annotation, molecular function: protein binding; phosphorelay sensor kinase activity. NCBI's taxonomy places the organism in Eukaryota, Fungi, Ascomycota, Sordariomycetes, Hypocreales, Nectriaceae. Gene Ontology annotation, biological process: phosphorelay signal transduction system; phosphorylation. The record is from RefSeq and is a predicted model, not a curated record. The coding region runs from base 1 to 3195 and encodes 1064 amino acids. The transcript is spliced from 3 exons.
AUGAAAAGCGCGUCAUCGCCGAUCGACAAUACGUCGACUGCAGAGGACACACGUGUAACUGAAUACAUACGUGACCGCGAGACCGCACGUUACGAUGAGUUGCUACGUGCAAGAUGUCUUCCAAUCGGUCAACGCAACGGUACUAAUCUUUCAGCAUCACCUGAUAAUAUCCUCACCAGCUUUGCUCAGUUGGCUACUUGUCGGACCAUGACUGAGCGUUCAAUGAUAUCGCUAUUCGACGAGACAGAACAAUAUGUCGUUGCCGAGGCUACCCCGACCACGUCUUUGCUGCCCACGCCACGACCAGACAACAGUCGCGAUGCUUUCUGGCUCUGUGGAUCGUAUAUCCCGCGUAAUGAUGGGAUUUGUGACUACAUGCUGCGUGCCGCCGACAGGUCCUGUACGGCGUCUACCCCGGACGAGUUGCCUGUAUUCGUUGUGCAAGACCUAGUCACGGACCCGCGAUUUUCCUCCAGUCCUUAUUGCCAAGCUGGUAGUUCGGCUAGAUUUUAUGCAUCAGUACCUAUUCGAUCUCCUCGGGGGAUCAAUAUCGGGAGUCUAUGCGUCUUUCAUUCCACACCAGGCGUGGAAUGGACGGAUGGGUAUUCAGACGUUUUGCGCGGCCUGUCACAGAUCAUCAUGGAUCAUCUUGAGGGGAACAGAAUAAAAAAUACCUUGAAGCGCAGCCGGCAAAUCGGCAUUGGUCUGCAGAAAUUCACCGACAGAAGGCCGGUUCCGCUUGAAAGCAAUCUUGAUUUAUUUGCGACUAUAAAACCCGGCACAUCUCAUCCUCCCGAUCAGAAAAAAGCCGAUCCGGAUCUCCAGCAUUCUCCAAACCCCCACCACGAACCCAUCUCUCCUAUAAAACCUAAGCCUCUCGAAAUUCCCCAAGAUCAGCCUCAAAGGUUCACAUCAUUGAACACAUUCUUCGACGCAGCCACUAUCAUUAGAGAGUCUCUUGACGUAGAUGGAUGUGCGUUCUACGGUGGAGACUCCCGUAAUUUCAAUCAUGUGCGCUCGUCAGAAUCUGAUCAUCAGUCUGAAGCUUUCCUCGACAGAUCCUGCUUCAGCCCAACUGUGAUAAGCGAUGAGGAUGAUGUGAAUUCUCAGGUGCAGCUCCCUUGUCAAGUUCUCGGAUCUUCCUUCACCCAGCCCAGCGAUUCUUCUCCCGAAGCCGUGGGGGGCUUAUCACAACUUUUCCUCUCUCAUCUGCUUGAACAGUACCCUCAAGGUUCCAUCUUCAACCUUGAGUCUCAUCCUACCGGCAAGUUCGACGACCGAAGUAAUUUCAGCCUUGAUAAACAAAGCGCUUCCGCCGCGGCCAAGAUAGACCAGAUUUCGCUAAACGAGGACCAUCCAUUGCCGGGGGCGAGCUCGAUAAGCGACUGCGAAAUCACAGGGUCUAUUUACGAGCAAAAAGAACUUUCGCAGGCUUUCCCUGAUGCACGAAGCGUUGCUUUCAUCCCCAUAUGGGAUCCCCAAAAAGGAAUGUGGUCCAUCGGCGGCUUUGCAUGCUCGAGAAAACUUCGUUAUGAAUUCGAUAGGGACAGCGAGUUGCCCUUCCUGAGGGCUCUCGGCAUACUUGCAGCAUCGGAAGCCUUUCGACUCGAUACUUCGAAAGCUGACAAAUCGAAAUCGGACGUUCUUGGCUCGAUAUCCCAUGAGUUGCGCUCUCCACUUCACGGAAUCAUGCUUGGUCUGGAGCUACUCAGCGAUUCAGGACUAACUGCUGCGCAGCGGAACCUUGCUUACAUGAUUGAGACAUGCUGUCGAACCCUUUUGGAUACCACAGAACAUUUACUGAACUACUCUAAAGUGAAUCAGGCUUCAGAGACAGACAAGAAUCAAGCCAAGGUUCUGAAGCAGUCCAAUGACGAUAAAGACAUUUCUGUUAGGGCAGAACCUACGCUUCGAUCUGUUCCUUUAAACCUCAUCAUCGAGGACGUGAUCGAAAGUGUUUAUGCUGGUCACAGCUACCAGCAAAUAUCGAUAGCGGGCUUGUUCAGCCCUCCCAAGCACCGAAAAGACUCUGGAGUCCAGGCUACGCGACGAAUGGAAUCUGCGCAAGCUGCAGAAGAAGCCCACAAUACAAGCGGCAGUGAUGGACAGCAUCAACAGGACAGGAACGUUUCCGUUUUCUUACUAUAUGAUCCCAUGUGUCAAUGGAACUUCCACACAAUUCCUGGUGCAAUCCGUCGCAUUGUCAUGAACCUGUUCGGGAACUCUCUCAAGUAUACAUCCAGGGGUGUUAUUAAAGUUUCGGUCUCGCAAAGUCACCCAGAGAAUGCCAAUAGCAACGAACGAAUAGUUACACUCGUGGUAGAAGAUACAGGCCGGGGCAUCAGCGAGGAGUUUCUGCGUAACAAAAUCUUCAGACCGUUCUCGCAGGAAGAUCAGCUAUCGACCGGCACCGGAUUGGGGUUGAGUUUUGUGCACAGAAUCACAUCUCAGCUCGGCGGCACAAUCUCCAUCACCAGCCAAGUCGAUGUUGGCACUAAAGUCACGGUAUCAAUUCCCAUGAUGCUGGACGUGACUUCUUCAACGCAUGAGCGUGGCAUGGAAGAACAAGCAUGCUAUGGCCUUCGUGCCGCGGUUACCGGCUCUAUACAAACUUCCAGAAUUGCCCCUUCAGGAAUUAUCAGUACGGAUAACUUGAUCGAGAGGCUAUGUUGCGACCACCUCGGUAUGACACUGGUUGCGGAAUCAAAGGCCAAAGAGCUGAGACCGGAUGUCAUUAUCUUUAUCAACAAUGGAAAUUCCAGUCUACCAGCAUCAUCUGCUGCAUGGGAAGAAAUGCCGGUUUUAGUGGUUUGCAACGACGCUGUACUUUUACAGAAGUCCGAAUCAGCAUGCAAGCGCCGCGGUCACUCACAAAUACAGGAAUUUAUCACACAACCGACCGCGGUUAAUGGCGAAGAGGCGGUUUUGUCUUACAAGGAAAGUCCAGGACAGUUCAGGUAUAUCCUGAUGGAUAUUUCCAUGCCCGUCAUGGACGGUCUCGAGGCAACACGGCAGAUACGGGCAUUUGAGCAAUAUAACGAAAUUCCCCCUUCGUUAGUGAUGGCGAUCACAGGGUUGGGGUCUGAGAGUACGCGAAAUGAAGCAACUCGAAGCGGAGUAGAUCUUUUCGUUACUAAGCCCGUUAAACUUAAGGAACUCGAGACAACACUCAAAGCUCGUGGGCUUUAUGUCUAG